Molecule: messenger RNA, 1764 nt
Organism: Ylistrum balloti
Lineage: Eukaryota; Metazoa; Mollusca; Bivalvia; Pectinida; Pectinidae
Exons: 1
Coding region: 1-1764 (587 amino acids)
Source: RefSeq, a predicted model, not a curated record
AUGCAUACAGGUAAACUGAAAACGUCUAAGUAUAGACACGGCAACACGUACGAGGUGGACAAAUCGAUCUACCAGAGUACGCUGGAGAUGGCUACGGCGACGGACAUGGCGGGGUUCCCGGCCCCUGUUUGGGACUCCACCCAAGUUCCUCUCAAGGAUGUACUUAUGCAGUGUGAUGUACCGGUGGUAGCGAAAAUUACAAAGGGACAAUUCCACAAUUUAGGCGUAUCUAAAAUACCACUGAGAAAAUUUCACCAGGAGGUUGUUGUUCAUUCUAUAAAGACAGGCGUGAAAGUGCUAGCGCAUAGUCUGACUCGCUUCGAGGCUCGAGACGGCAGAACGAGUAAGGUUGUACCCCUUGACCAACGACUCAGCAUCCCCAUCACCUACAACGGAUGGUUCGAGCUGCUGUCCGAGGACGGACGGUCCGCGAGGCCAAUAGACAGUGUUUAUAGACUAGCCAGGGAGUUUCCAAGUAAGUGUUUAGUCAGACAAAAUCUUAAAGGUUAUAUGACUAAUGAAGAUGGUAAAUUAACUUUCGAUAAAUCUAAAGUGAUUCCAGCUGGUGAACAACUCUCUCUCUCGGGAACAGUCAACGGCCCAGGAGAUCGGACAAAGUUUCUCCGGUGUACGGACUCAAAGGGCGUAGUUCUGUACCUUAGUUUUGACCAACAAGGGACUUUUACACCAAUAGCCAACCCCGGUGAUGUGUCAGGUGUGUUCAUGUUCAAAGACAUCGUUAAAAUGUUCCGUCUUCCAUUAACAGUGAAACUUGUCAUGGGCGUGUGGCCGAAAGUGGACACGUCAAAGUUCACAGGGUACAUGAGACUGAAUUGGGCUUAUACCGACGAAACGGCAUUCCUGUGUCCUUUAGAUAAACACAAUAUACGAAUCACUCCGGUACCUACAGAGGUUCCCCUCAAACUCAACUCAGUCCAAAACAUGGAAGAAAUUAAGGAGAGUCAGUCUUUCAAGGACAUGAUGACAAAGUGUAACAAAAUGAUUGCAAAUUACAACAACACGAUACACUUGAUUGUAGCUGUACCUGACUCUGUCAAACGGAAGAAGACCCAAGAUCUCAACUCUCUCACACAACAAAACAACACCAUUAACAGAAAAAACAAUGCCAAAUCACUCGUGAAACGUUCGAAGAGUCGCGAGGAUGUCCUUAUGGACGAGAUGGACGAUCUGUAUCAGUACAUUAGGGAUGGAAGGCUCCCUCCAAAACAAAAAUACGGAUAUGAUUCUGACGAGGAAAGUUAUUUUGAGGAGCCUGCAUAUGAACCUCUGGACGAUUUCCGUGCUCGACUGGCUAUGCUUGAAAGGGGCCAACAAGCGUACAAAAACAGUAAGUACUAUCGUCCCACUUCCGCUUUUAAUAUUGGAGACGAAAACUCGCCCGUCCACAACCGUGCUGGUCAACACAGACAUUCAGUAGGUGCAGUAAUGGCGUCCUCUCAAAGCGCUGGACAGCUUCCCUCGGCCCAGAAGGCCGACCCCCCUCCCCUUCCUCCCCGCCGGUAUCACCGGGCAGAGUCUUCACCGAUGAUUCGUAUCCAGUGUAAUCAACAGAUUCAGGACUCGUCCAGUGGCUCAAGUCGAGGGGAGUUGCAAAAAUUAGUGAGUGAUCCAAAAAUUAACAGGAAAAACAGUCGUGACUCCUCGGCAGGGAGUCAGUCAAAAGUUCCUAUGGACGAUCGGAGUACUAGUUCUCGGACUGGUUCGUCUGGCAACCGUCAAUCCAUGCAAACAUUCUAUCUAUAG